Notothenia coriiceps (black rockcod) is the source of this 1620-nucleotide messenger RNA. RefSeq lists its product as uncharacterized. Lineage: Eukaryota; Metazoa; Chordata; Actinopteri; Perciformes; Nototheniidae. The coding region runs from base 54 to 1397 and encodes 447 amino acids. The record is from RefSeq and is a predicted model, not a curated record. The transcript has 11 exons. Gene Ontology annotation, biological process: immune response-regulating signaling pathway.
CCCACACUUCUAGGUGCUUUCUUAUUCUGUUCAGUCUUCUUCGUGUGUCAAAGAUGCAGGCUGUUAGUGUUGGACAAUCACUUUGGAUAUACAAUCUGAUUUUCACUUUUCUACAACUUUUGGGAAGACUUUCAGCUUCCACUUCCUCUCCUCCUCUUACGUCACCUACUCUGGACAUCUAUUCAAGGUCAAAGGGCUCGGUGGUUCUGGUCUGCCGGGCCCCAGAUGGUCAGAGAGGGGUUAAGUUUAUGUUGUACCGAAACAAAAAAGAGGUGGACUCUCAGGUGCUGGAGUCUGGUGCUGAGGAGGUUCAUUUCACUGUGAAGGAAAAUAAUACAGCGCAACUCUUCUGCUGUAUCUACAAAGAACAGGGUCGUUUCAGUGCCUUCAGUCCCUAUUUACAUCUGGAGAAGACAAGAGAUACACCCUCUCCAGUGUUGUCUGUGAGCCCCUCCACUGGUCAGGUGAAGCGUGGGGACACUCUGUCCUUCAGCUGCUCUGUCCCUGUCCCGCCUCAGUCUCAGUCCCGGUCUAACCUUGGCAACCGACCCAUGACCUUCCUUCUGCUGAGGGCCGCUAAGCAACCGGGGGCCACAUCUGUAAUCCUCCAGCCUCAAGCCAGUCUGGUAUCAAACCAUGACCCCCAGCCAGGAGUCUUCACUGUGGGGCCGGUGACGGGUGGAGAGGAGGGGGAGUACACCUGCCUUUACCAGGUCAAUUUAAGAAGUGGAUUGGUUAAUUCUACUGUCAGCAACAUGGUUCUAAUCUCUAUUACAGAUGCGUUGCCUGUUCCCACUCUCGUCCUCGAGCAGCAGACGGCUGUGUGGCAUUUGCUCUGCACAGGCUCUGCUGCGUACCCCGGUGCUGCGUUCUCCCUCUACGUGGCUGAUAAUGAAAUUCUUGUUGACACUCACGAAGUUACCUUGAUCCACCAUCAGGUCACCUUCCCAGUGCCGGUACAGGAAACUCCGGUGGCUUUCUACCAGUGCCAGUACAAUGUCCUCCUGGCGGGGAAAUGGAGCAACUCUCCACGCAGCCUCCCUUUAGCUGUAACCAGAGGAAUUCCUCCUCCAUCAUCAACAGAUUUUUCCGCUGUGGACUGGCCUCUUGUACUGGGGUCUUUCUCCGUUGUGGUGUUGUUCCUCUGCUCAGUGAUACUCGUGGUUGUGGUGGCACGCAGGAAAAUCAAGGCAGCAGCUGAGGAAAAGAAGAGAAGAGAGGAAGCACACUUCUGGACUCAAGUUCAUGCAAAGGACCAUGUUGUGGACCUUACACUCAGGCGUACAAGUAUCACUCAGGAAUGGGCCAGUGAGGACUCACCCACAGAGACGGCCUCCAGAUCCCCUUUAUGGACCUCGCUCUCCACAUUCACAACCCCGACCCACCCCUACCAUUAGAACAUUUGGUGUUUUCUUUCGCUCCCUCUCCGUCCCUCUCUUUCUCUCUGUCUGUUUAUACUUUUUUGAGUUUAUCAAUGUAGCGUCAGCUGGAGUAACACAGCAGGACAGGAAGGGCUAUUUCCCCACUUCCUAUUUCAUGUUCAGCAGUUAAAUGUACAAUUUUACAGGAUAUGAUGUUUGUUUGAUCUUACAUGUUACUGAGCCAGUGAAUCUAAAUAAA